Messenger RNA from Homalodisca vitripennis (glassy-winged sharpshooter), 735 nucleotides. Its product is annotated as jerky protein homolog-like. Bases 1 to 735 code for a protein of 244 amino acids. Gene Ontology annotation, molecular function: DNA binding. The transcript has 3 exons. The record is from RefSeq and is a predicted model, not a curated record. NCBI's taxonomy places the organism in Eukaryota, Metazoa, Arthropoda, Insecta, Hemiptera, Cicadellidae. Gene Ontology annotation, cellular component: nucleus.
AUGGCGGAGACUGGAAACGAGAGGAGACGAAACGAGACUCAAGCUGGCGUUGGAGGAGAGUGGGGUUCAGCGGAUGGCAUUAGAGCCUUAUUUUUGCCUCCAAACGUUACUGCCCUCAUCCAGCCUCUAGACCAGGGAGUUCUAGAAACUUUUAAGCGAAACUACAAAAAGAGGCUGCUUAGAAAUCUACUGGAGAAGCUAGAGGACGGGCUGGGUGUCACUGAUGCUCUCAAGUUAAUCACAAUGAAAGAUGUUGUCUACUGGGUGUCAGAAGCUUGGGAUAACGUUAGGGAGGACACUAUAAGAAGGUCAUGGCGCAAACUUUUCGGAAUUGAAAAGGCAAGCCGCCAAGAGACAGCUGCUCCUGAAAACCAGCCAAGAGCAUGUCCUCCUGAAAAUGAAGAGCUUGUGAAUCUUUGUAACCACCUUCCAGUGGCUGAGCCCAUCAGUGCAGAGGACAUCAGUGAAUGGAUCAAUGGAGAUGAGGAUCAGGCCCUAACUGAUGACGUGAUUAUCCAGAUGCUCAACCAACCAGAAGAUGAUGACAACGAUGAACCUGAUGGGGCGACUGAGAAAAUAUCACAUACAGAAGGUCUAAGAACGAUCGAGGGAGCACUGGCAUACAUUGAACAACAAGAAACCGCAACAACAAACGAUUUAGUUUGGCUGCGACGCUGGCGCAACAGGGCGGCUAGCCUAAGAUCCUCUAAUCUAAGUCAAAAAAACAAUAACUGA